[Torrubiella] hemipterigena is the source of this 1338-nucleotide messenger RNA. The record is from the annotation of a GenBank genome assembly. NCBI's taxonomy places the organism in Eukaryota, Fungi, Ascomycota, Sordariomycetes, Hypocreales, Clavicipitaceae.
GGCCGUGAUGUUAGCGAUCGCGAAGACCGGUUGUGCCGUUGCAAUAGCGCGAGACUCCGUUGCAUCGUCGCGUUCUAAUAGAGGCGAAAGUCAAAAUCAAGAAGUUCAAAUCGAAAGACGCAGAAUUAUAAAGUGUCUACUUCAGCUCGUGCUCUGAUAUAUCAUCUAUCUCAGCCUUUUACAGAAAUCACAUCAAAGAAACACUACGACUUACACGGUUCCCACUCUUCGUUUACGAGCUCUCUCCAACUCUGUCGUUCAUCAUGUCUGCUCCAUCAGACGUCGCAUUUACGACAACAAUCCACCAUGAUACUUACCCAGCCAUUGCCAAGGCAAGCCAUGCCGGCCACACCGUGUUCAUCUCUGGUGCUUCGAAAGGCAUUGGGCGGGCCACAGCCUUGUCAUUUGCCAAAGCGGGAGUAAAGAAUCUUGUCAUUGCUGCCCGUUCGAAUCUGGACGAGGUUGAGAGAGAUAUUUUGGCCGUUUCAAACACCAACGUCUUGAAGAUCCAGCUGGAUGUUACGUCAAAGGAAAGCAUACAAGCUGCUGCUGACCGAGUCGCUGCUGAGUUUGGCACCCUCGACGUACUCGUCAAUAAUGCAGGCAUCCUAAAUCCAUUUCAGCCAGUAGCGGAAUCCGACCCGACGAAAUGGUGGGAUACCUACAAUGUCAACCUCCACGGUCUCUACCUCGUGACUCGAGCAUUCGUACCCCUCCUGCUUAGAGGUUCUGCCAAAGCCAUCGUUAAUGUGGCAUCUAUUGGUGGUAUUCGUACUGCACCAGGAGGCUCUGCUUAUCAGCUUUCCAAGACCACUGUUAUUCGCUUCACCGAAUAUCUCAAUGUCGAAUAUAAGGACCAUGGUCUUUGCUCAUAUGCCAUCCACCCUGGUGCUGUCAAAUCCGAUCUAGCAAGCAACCUGCCUUCAUUUAUUCCUCAGAGCUCACUAAUUGACACACCUGAGCUUCCGGCGGAUACAAUCUCAUGGCUCACUCAGGAACCUCAUUCCUGGCUGUCUGGUCGCUAUUUCAGCGUCAACUGGGAUAUGGAGGAGCUCUUCUCCAAAAAAGACGAAAUCGUUUCGCAGGACAAACUAAGGCUAAAACUCGUCGUCUAAAGCUAUGUCUCUUUUACCAUAAUUCAUAAUUCAUUCAAGUCAUACAUAGUAGUAUAAUGCAUUCUGCAUGUUUCAAUAAUUCGCCGUGAUCCUGAUAUCGCUGAGUCACUGCUUCUCAAGACUUGAAUAGUCUUUUAAACACCCCUCGGAGGCCGCGAGGCUUCUCGUUAUCAUCAUUGGUCUGUUGGCGUUCUUGAUUCCGGGCUCUUCUAGCUCCAUCCUC